AACAUCUGCAGCCACUUUACGUCAGCCGUAAAGCAAUGGACUAGAUGACAAUAAUGAUAUGCGAUAACUGAGCACUGUAACGUUACUUUACAGAAUUUUGACUAUCGGAAGAGGUUAAAUCCCGAUAAAGUUUGAUAUUUCCAAUUUGCCAACUUCUCACUCGUCGCCACGUCUAAGCAAAGUAUUUUAUUAACACUCCGUGUCCCUCUGUGAGGCGAGAAAGCGACGAGAGCCAGUGGAAGAAGAAUUGCUUUUAGCCAGUCAUUGCCAUGGCCUCCGAAAGCGGCGAUAGCAACAUGGAUAGAGAAAUGAUUCUGGCCGACUUUCAGGCUUGCACUGGAAUUGACAACAUUGCAGAGGCAAUCACUCUGUUAGAGCUUAAUAACUGGGAUUUAGUGGCAGCCAUCAAUGGAGUGAUACCACAGGAGAAUGGGAUCUUACAAAGUAACUUUUCCAGUGAAGCGAGCCAGGCCAGUAUGUACGGACCUCCUAGCCAAUCAGAAGCAGCCGAUGCAGCAGCAGGAGGUGCAGUUAAUCCCCCCUCCUCUUCGUCUUUGUCCUCCUCUCCUCCAUCGUCCUCAGCUUCAGCUUCUUGCCCCAGCAACUCCUCCUCCCGACACAUUGUAGAGCGUCAGCCCCGGAUGCUCAACUUCAGGGUGGAGUACCGGCAGCGCUCUGUAGAGCUGGUAGUGGAGGAAGGCAGCACAGUCGGAGAAAUCAAACAUAUCCUCGAGACAGAGCUUGGGGUUCCAGUGUCCAAAAUGCAGCUGAAGGGAUGGAAGAGUGGGGAUGUAUCUGAUAGUACGGUGCUGAGAAGUUUACACCUGCCUAAGAACAACAGCCUGUAUGUCCUGACCCCAGACAUCGCCCCUACUGCCAGCACCAGCAAAAACAGUGCUCUCCAAGAGUCGUUAAACCAGAACUUCUUGCUGGUCAUCAGCCACCGCGAGGCCCAGAGGGACUACAGUCUCAACUUCCCCGGCUCCAGAACCAUACAGGAGGUGAAGAGGAACAUUUCAGAUUUGACCAACAUCCCAGUCCGGCAUCAACAGUGGGAGGGAUGGCCCGUGUCAGCAUCUGAUGACUCUAUGACAUUAGCUGUCUCUGGGAUCAGCUAUCCUUGCCAUCACCUCAGUGUUUGUCGAAGGUCCUCACCAGCCAAUUCCCAGGAGCCCACAGAAGAGUGCGCAGAUGUCCAUAUGGUCAGCGACAGUGAGGGGGAUGAUUUUGAGGAUGCGUCAGAGUUUGGUGUGGACGAUUCAGAGAUGUUUGGAAUAGGCUCCUCUACCUGUCGGAAAUCACCUAUGAUGCCAGAGAAUAGUGACAACGAAGCUGAUGCCUUACUGCACUUUACUGCCGAAUUUUCUUCAAGGUAUGGAGAGACACACCCAAUGUUCUUCAUUGGGACUUUGGAGGCAGCAUCUCAAGAAGCCUUCUAUGGCAAAGCCAGAGAUAGAAAGCUGCUUGCCAUCUACCUCCACAAUGAUGAAAGUGUCCUCGGCAACGUCUUCUGCUCCCAAAUGAUGUGUGCUGACUCCAUCGUCUCCUACCUGAGCCAGAACUUCAUUACAUGGGCCUGGGAUGUCACUAAAGAAGCUAACAAAGCCAGACUACUCACCAUGUGUACGAGGCAUUUUGGCAGUGUGGUGACACAGACUAUACGGACAUACAAGACAGACCAGUUCCCCCUGCUCCUUAUAGUCAUGGGCAAACGCACAUCCAAUGAAGUUCUAAAUGUUAUUCAAGGCAAUACGACAGUGGAUGAGCUGAUGAUGAGGUUAAUGGGAGCAAUGGAGAUCUUUACAGCACAACAACAAGAGGACAUCAAAGAUGAGGAUGAGCGUGAGGCAAGAGAGACGGUGAAGAGAGAACAGGACGAGGCCUACCGUCUGUCUUUAGAGGCUGACCGUAAAAAGAGAGAAGCCCAGGAGAGAGAAGAGGCUGAGCAGGUUCGCCUGGAACAGAUGAGGAAGGAGCAGGAGGAGGAGAAGGAGGCAAUCCGCUUGUCAUUGGAGCAGUCCCUACCGCCAGAGCCCGAUGAGGAUUCAGGAGAGCAAAUCAGCAAACUGCGAAUCCGCACACCAAGUGGCGAGUUUCUGGAAAGACGUUUCCUGGGCAGCUGUAAGCUCCAGGUCCUCUUCGACUUUGUGGCCUCCAAGGGAUACCCCUUUGAAGAGUUCAAACUCCUCACCACCUUCCCUCGUAGAAAUAGUCAGAUGCUGCUCUCCCCCCGUCGUCUCUCCCUGGUGGACUACGAGUACAAACUCUCAUCCCAAAUUCACAAAGAGCUCACACAUCCACAAACACGCUUAUAUGUAGUCCACAGACACACGUCUACACACACACACACACACACACACCUGCUCCACCCCAAAGCCUCAUUUACUCCUACCUGAUGCUGUGGUGUCACAACAGCCUGUCAGGUUCAUUAGCAUGGCAGCCAUUUGCGACGCGCUGCUCCAGAGGUGGGAAAAGGAGCGCAGCAGCCCUGUUGGUCGUUUUCCCCCACCGUUGGGAUGGAAUAUGUUUACAGCAAACACACACACAGUCAUCAAAACACACAAACCAUUUUACCUCUCUUCAUGGCAUCUCGCUCCCCGCUGUGCUACGAGGCAGCUGACGAGGUGAGGGGCAUAAGGUUGAUGUGGCAGCCCCUCCCUGCCCGCACCGGGCUCCCCGGGACCCUGCUGAAAAGUCAACAGUCUAAAUGACACGUUGAAAUGAGGACAAGGAGAUGAAAAACAUGGAGUCAAAGACCGCCGACGUGCACGUGGUGUGACAUUUCCAAACACCCAUGGGAGAUGGAUAGGUUGUCUGAUGCUGAUAUGUCCUCCUCACCUUCCCCUAAUUUUCUUUUUUUUUUUAACUUUUUUUUCUUUUCUCACCCUUUUCUCAGAGUUCUUGAGCAUCCUGUAGUUUUACAGAUUUUGUUGUUAACACAAGUUUAUAUGUGUAGAUUGUUUUAAUUAUUUUCAGUGUUUACUCAUAUCAAUGCGUUCUGUCUCAAAUUACAGUUUUUCAGGAGCUAACACAGAUUUGAUGUUUAUUACAAUGCAGUUUUUCUAAUUGCACAGAUGAGGGUAGGAUUUCAAUAAUUCCUCUUUAGAAGUUAAAACUUAAAAAUGACCAAAAUCAAAGUUAGAGGUUCUCUUUUGCUUAUAGUGAUGUGUUCAUUUAUUAGGAUUUUAACUUUUUAAAAGUACCACUAAUAAGAUUGAUAGGACACUUCCAUAUUCUACAGAAGGUGAGUGCAGGUGAAGUUGUGGUUCACGGUCACGAGUUCACAUGUCAUUCCCUACUAUAGUCUCCCUCAGGCCUAUCACUCUGCUUGUUGUGAGGUCAACCUUUACCAUGCUAGCUUGCCCUCUGACCUUCUACAGCAGGUACAGGGAGUUGGUUAAUUAUCCCCCUGUGAGGUUAGAAUAGGAGCCCUAAUCAGAGGGGCUGACGCAGCAGUCAUCAGAUAAGCCCUGGACACAUCUCUGUGUCACACCACCUCACCCAUUCAGCCCAGGUGUUAGAUUGGCCCGGUGUAACAUAACCCCUCCAGUGAUUAGCUCACAUAAGCUAAGAGGCUCACAGUGGUGGUGGGUGUCGGAGAGAGAGUCAGAUUGUCCUGUUUUAAAAAACAUAGGUCAGACCCCCUUCAUGUCGGCUAACUCAAUCAGCUCCGUUGUGGGUGGUACUGCAUUAUUGCUCUGCUUAGCUGUUGUGCAGAGUAUUGAACACAGAUAAAUGUUUCUCUCCUCUACACCAUCAGCUACGUUCCUGUUUGACCUUUGUCACAGCUGAAAUUAGCCCCCCCCCACUGUCUUUGUGAGGACCGUGAUUGACACAGUGCUUUCCCUAGCCCCUUACCCUAACCUUAACCAUCACAACCAAAUGCCUCACCCUAACCCUUACCCUCACCA
Siniperca chuatsi (mandarin fish) is the source of this 3911-nucleotide messenger RNA. RefSeq names its product Fas (TNFRSF6) associated factor 1 (gene faf1). The record is from RefSeq and is a predicted model, not a curated record. Gene Ontology annotation, cellular component: nucleus; endoplasmic reticulum. The transcript is spliced from 19 exons. Lineage: Eukaryota; Metazoa; Chordata; Actinopteri; Centrarchiformes; Sinipercidae. The coding region runs from base 270 to 2396 and encodes 708 amino acids. Gene Ontology annotation, molecular function: ubiquitin binding; NF-kappaB binding.